ACUGACAUUUCCCUCAUCCUCCUUUCGACCACGGAUCCGUCUCGGCGCAGACGUUCCCCUAAUAGCGCGAGUGUGAUUAUUUUCUAUCUACUCGAUCUUCCCCCGUAUUUUUGAGUACGGCGAGUGCAUAAAACACGACAUAAACAAUGGCAGAUCAACAAGAGGGCAAGGACUUCAGUGAAGACAUAGCGGAGCAAAGUUUCGACAAGAACGGCGAAGCCGAGAGCGGCGGCAUCGGUGGCGGUGGAGACGCCGUGGAGAAUGGCCAGGACUCCCAAGAGGACAGAAAAUUAUUUGUUGGUGGCUUAAGCUGGGAAACUACUGACAAGGAAUUAAGGGAACAUUUUAGUACAUAUGGAGACAUCGAGAGUAUUAAUGUCAAAACAGAUCCCAACACUGGAAGAUCGAGAGGUUUCGCCUUCAUCGUUUUCGCUAAAGCCGAGGCUCUCGAUAAGAUUAUGUCAGCCGGUGAUCACGUUAUCAACAAUAAGAAAGUCGACCCUAAAAAAGCAAAAGCUAGACACGGGAAGAUCUUCGUCGGUGGUCUUUCGACGGAGCUCUCCGACGAUGAUAUCAAGAACUUCUUUUCACAAUUUGGAAACAUUGUCGAGGUAGAGAUGCCGUUUGACAAGACAAAGAACCAGAGGAAAGGUUUCUGCUUUAUUACUUUUGAAUCUGAGCAAGUUGUCAACGAACUACUCAAAACGCCCAAACAGACCAUCAAUGGAAAAGCGGUGGACGUGAAGAAGGCGACGCCCAAAUUGGACGGCAUGGGUGGAAUGCGCGGUGGAAUGAUGGGUCGAGGUAGAGGCGCCCGAGGUGGCCGUGGUCGUGGUUUCGGAAGUCAAGGCGGCUGGGGACAGGGUUACGGAGGCGGUUACGGCGGCGGUUACGGUCAAGGUGGCUACGGCGGUGGGUACGAUGGUUAUGGAGGAUACGAUUACUACGGCGGCGGUUACGGCGGUUACGGUGGUUACGAUUACAGCGGAUAUGGUGAUGGCUAUGGCUAUGGCGGUGGUAAUUACGAUGGUGGCUACGCGGGCGGGCGCGGUGGUGUACGCGGUAAAGGUGGCUCGGGCUAUGGCGGUAAGCAGAGAGGAGGUGGUGGUCGCCAAAACCAGAGGCACCAGCCCUAUUAACGAAAAUCCUCAUUCGCAACAGCAGUGCAAAUCGCGUUGUAAUUGCUGGUACUCUUCCUCACUCUACUACCGAUCUCUUCAUUCGUCCAAUUAUCAUUCCAUUAAGCCGCGCCCCUCCUAGCAAGAAUUUCGACAAUUUUUCGACAAUGUGGACAACUGCUAACCGAAAAUCACAAUCACCGAAACCUACGAUGGAAAUAACAGUAGCGAUUUCAUUUUGUAUUUAAGUCCAAUUUAUUAUUUUAUAUCUAUAUGCUUUCCUUUCUGCCGUUUGCAAUACGAGCUUGUGUCGGUUUUCUCUUUUUUAAUAAUGCGUUUGCGGUAGAAAAGCAAGCAUAUAAAAUCAUAAUAUAUAUUUUUUUUUGACUGUAAUGCCGAAUAAAACGAAAUGAAGUAUCUAACAGUAUAACAAUCCUACAAGAAGUAAUGUCGCCGUACGAUAGAUAUAUGAAAUGAAAUAAGAAUUAGUUGUAUAAAAAUAUACAAUGUAAGCACGACAACGUGCCUCUUCUCAUCGGAA
Nylanderia fulva is the source of this 1659-nucleotide messenger RNA. RefSeq names its product RNA-binding protein squid-like. Gene Ontology annotation, cellular component: nucleoplasm; chromatin. The record is from RefSeq and is a predicted model, not a curated record. Gene Ontology annotation, biological process: regulation of gene expression. Gene Ontology annotation, molecular function: RNA binding. NCBI's taxonomy places the organism in Eukaryota, Metazoa, Arthropoda, Insecta, Hymenoptera, Formicidae.